AACAAAAGCAAUUGAAGAAGUCAAUUGAAGCAAUUGCGAUAACGAACGAUGUCCUACGAUCGUGCCCUCUCCGUUUUCUCGCCUGAUGGCCGCUUGUUGCAAGUCGAAUACGGUCUCGAAGCCGUCCGUCGCGGAACCUGUGCCGUCGCCGUCAAAGGCAAAAACACCGUCGUUCUCGGCGUUGAAAAGAAAUCCGCCCUAAAACUCCAAGACCCACGUACAAUCCGCAAAAUCGCCCUCCUAGACACGCACAUCUGUCUCGCCUUUGCCGGUCUCCAAGCCGACGCCCGCGUCCUCAUCGACAAAGCCCGUGUCGAGUGUCAAUCCUAUCGGUUGACUGUCGAGGAUCCGGUUAGUGUGGAGUAUAUUACGAGGUAUGUCGCUGGUGUGCAGCAGAGGUAUACGCAAAGUGGAGGUGUGAGGCCGUUUGGGCUUAGUACGUUGAUUGUUGGGUUUGAUCCUUCUGGGGAUGGUAUUCCGAGACUCUACCAAACUGAACCAUCGGGGAUUUAUUCGGCGUGGAAGGCGAACGCGAUCGGCCGUUCCUCUAAAACUGUCCGAGAAUUCCUCGAGCGUAAUUGGACUGACGACUUGGACCGCGAAGCUACGAUCAAACUCGCGAUCAAGUCUUUGUUGGAAGUCGUGCAGACUGGGGCGAAGAAUAUUGAGAUUGCGGUACUUGAGCAGGGGAAGGGGGUUGAGUAUGUUGAGGUUGCGGAGGUGGAGGAGUUGGUGAAGGUUAUCGAAGCGGAUAAGGAGGCGGAGGCGGCGAGGAAGAAGGCGGGGAGGGGAGGAGCGGGGGCACAGCCGACGAGUAGUGCUGCUAGUGGGAACACGGUGACAACGGAGACUGCUGGUGCUGCUGGUGCGUCGUAAUUGUAUUGGGGGGUGCUA
Messenger RNA from Saitoella complicata NRRL Y-17804, 894 nucleotides. Its product is annotated as N-terminal nucleophile aminohydrolase. Bases 49 to 876 code for a protein of 275 amino acids. Gene Ontology annotation, biological process: ubiquitin-dependent protein catabolic process. The record is from RefSeq and is a predicted model, not a curated record. Gene Ontology annotation, cellular component: proteasome core complex, alpha-subunit complex; nucleus; proteasome core complex. Lineage: Eukaryota; Fungi; Ascomycota; Saitoellomycetes; Saitoellales; Saitoellaceae. The transcript has 2 exons.